AUGGGGGCCGGAGGCGGGCUGGGGCUGGCGGCGGUGCUGGCGGCCGCCGUGCUGUGCGGGCCCGGGGGGCUCGCCGGGCGCGUCCUCAGCGGUCAAAAGGUGUGCUACAGUUACUUCAAGCGCUCUUGUUACAAGUUAGCCUAUUUCCAGGACUUGUCUAGACGUGUGGGCUUUCAGGAGGCCCGCCAAGCUUGUGAAAUUGAUGGCGGGGCUUUACUGAGCUUAGAAAGUGAAGCUGAGCAGCAGCUAAUAGAAAACAUGUUGCAAAACCUCACUAAAUCAGGCUCCGGGAUUUCUGAUGGUGAUUUCUGGAUUGGGUUGUGGAGAAGUGGUGAUGGACUAGCCACCUCAAGUGCUUGCCCUGACCUCUACCAGUGGGCUGAUGGAAGUAUUUCACCAUUCAGAAAUUGGUAUACAGAUGAGCCUUCCUGUGGAAGUGAAGCCUGUGUUGUGAUGUAUCAUCAGCCAACUGCAAACCCUGGUCUGGGAGGACCAUAUCUUUAUCAAUGGAAUGAUGAUAGAUGCAACAUGAAGCACAAUUUUAUCUGCAAGUAUGGACCAGAUAAUGUCUUAGAAAAAGAAUUAGGAGACAGAGCGGAGCCAGAUUAUGGUAUUUUUCCAACAGUGCCAGCAGGAAAUCCUUAUGACACAAGCAAACCAGAAGAUCAGUAUCAUGUUAUUGCUACUGAAACAGGUAUAAUUCCGAAUCUAAUUUAUGUUGUAAUACCCACUAUACCACUACUGCUGUUGAUACUGGUGGCUUUUGGGACCUGCUGUUUCCAGAUGCUUCAUAAAAGUAAAGGAAGAACGAAAACCAGUCCAAACCAGUCCACGCUAUGGAUUUCAAAGACGCCUAGGAAGGACAGUAGCAUGGAGGUAUAAUGACUUACUGACUGAAAACAAAGCAAAAAUAAC
This is a messenger RNA of Gavia stellata (red-throated loon), 915 nucleotides long. It is a transcript of the gene CHODL, whose product is annotated as chondrolectin. NCBI's taxonomy places the organism in Eukaryota, Metazoa, Chordata, Aves, Gaviiformes, Gaviidae. Gene Ontology annotation, cellular component: cytoplasm. The record is from RefSeq and is a predicted model, not a curated record. Bases 1 to 882 code for a protein of 293 amino acids. Gene Ontology annotation, biological process: positive regulation of axonogenesis. The transcript is spliced from 7 exons.